Messenger RNA from Uranotaenia lowii, 1429 nucleotides. Its product is annotated as putative fatty acyl-CoA reductase CG5065. Gene Ontology annotation, molecular function: alcohol-forming very long-chain fatty acyl-CoA reductase (NADP+) activity. Gene Ontology annotation, biological process: long-chain fatty-acyl-CoA metabolic process. Bases 1 to 1419 code for a protein of 472 amino acids. Lineage: Eukaryota; Metazoa; Arthropoda; Insecta; Diptera; Culicidae. Gene Ontology annotation, cellular component: peroxisome. The transcript is spliced from 3 exons. The record is from RefSeq and is a predicted model, not a curated record.
AUGGGUGACUUCAGGACAUUACCGAUAAAUUCCCUAGAAGGGCGCUCGGACGUUUCUGAUUUUUAUCGAAAUUCAGUGGUCCUGAUUACCGGUGGAAGUGGGUUUAUCGGAAAAGUGUUGAUCGAAAAAUUACUGAGAUGUUUUGAGGUGAGAAAGAUUUACCUUCUGAUGCGGAAGAAAGGGAACGACAGCGUGGAAGACCGGAUGCGAAAAAUUUUCCAGGAACCAAUAUUUAACAGUGUUAAACAAAAUCAUCGCAAUAUUUGUGCUUUGUUUUCAAAAGUGAUUCCAAUCGACACAGAUUUCGAUCAGGAUCAACCUGUUAGUGAAAAGGAUCAACAGUUGUUGCUUCCGGAAGUUAAUAUUGUGUUUAAUGUGUUGGCUUCGGUGAAGUUUAACGAACAAAUUGAGUCCGCCCUGUUCACAAACGUGAUCUGUUCUCGAACGUUGUUCGAGCUGGCAUCGCAAAUGCCUAACCUCAAAUCGAUAGUUCACGUUUCAACGUUCUACUCAAAUUGUGAUCGACCCUGUAUUGAGGAAGUGAUACAUCAGGAUAUUCCAUUUGGUGGAUAUGAAAAUAUUCUGAAUAUCUUUGAACAACUCAACGACAGUGAAAAAGAUCAACUGACUCCGAUGAUCCUCCGGAAGAUGCCCAACAGUUACACAUUCAGUAAAAAGUGUGCCGAAAUUAUGAUACAGAAAAAGUACAACGAGCUUCCGGUGGCCAUAUUUCGGCCACCAGUGGUUCUUUCCGCAUAUCGAGAACCGAUUCCGGGAUGGAUUGAUAACUUCAAUGGAGUGGCAGGGAUGUGUAUUCCCAUCUUGCGCAAAAAGUUCUACUGUGCUCGAAGCUUGCCUGGCAAUCCAAGCCACUCGGUUCCGGUGGAUUUUUGUGUGGCGGCCAUGAUAGCGGUGGGAGCUGAAAUUCGAAAGGAAACUGAAUUGCCGGGACAAAGUCGGAGUGUUCCGGUUUACAAUUAUGCUACGGAUAGGAACAACGUGCUGUGGGAAGAAUACAGCAAAUUGGCUGCCUCGGGUUUGGACACCCGAGUUGGAAGAUUUUUGGGCCAAUACACCAUUAUCAACACAAACUCGAGCAUCUUUCGUCAAAUUUUUGUCUGGCUGUUUCUGCUUCAAGCUCUGGUAGCCGAUUUGAUAAGUGGAUUCACCGGCAAAAAGCAAAGAAACUUGUCCCUAGCCAAGCGGGUGCUGGCCCUAGAAGAGGCGGCCUGUUACUUCGGCCUUAAUCGAUGGACCGUUCGUAAUGAUAACAUGCGCCGCGUAUGGGAACAGAUGAGUGACCGGGAUCGGAAAGCUUUGGAUUUCAACAUCGAUCGCCUAGAUUGGCGGGACUACUUCAAAACCUACAUCGGUGGGGUGCGAGAUGCGCUGACAAGAAGGAAACUUCGGAAGGAUUAGUGGUUUAAAG